AUGGAGAAAUUGUUAGAAGCUUUAGAUUGCACUGACUUUCAGAAGGUGCGGUUUGCAACUUUCAAGUUGAUUGGAGAAGCUGAGCGUUGGUGGAGAUCUACUAAAGCCAUUUUGAAGGGAAUGGACACUGAGAUAAAUCCCAUCACUUGGGAGAAAUUUAAAGGGGUUUUCAGUGAUAACUACUUCCCUGAGGUGGUUCGAGAACGAAAAGAGAGGGAAUUUGCUGAUUUGGUGCAAGGAAGGGUUGAUAACUAUGCAAAGUCGGUUAAGAGAGCUAUGAGACUGGAGAAAAAUUUCAAGAACAAUGUUAGGAAGGAGAACCCACCUAGAAACACUGGACAGACAGGCUUUCGUCAAGGCAAUGCUCAAGGUCAUUGGAACAAGAAAGGAUCUUUUGGGAGGUCUGGGAAUAAUUCAUCAUCAAAUAAACCAGAAAAUAAGAAUCCACCCCAGAAUGCUCAAGGUAGAAUUUUGAAUGCUUGCCCUACAUGUGGAAGGUUUCAUGGAGAUAAGUCGUGUUUCUUUGAAGGAAAGGCUUGUUAUAACUGUGGGAAGACAGGACACUUAGCUAGAAGCUGUACUUCUCCUCAACAAAACUCAAUGGCACAACCUGGAAAGAAUGAUCAGAGGAGGAAAGCACAAGGGAGAGUGUUUGCACUCACACCACAAGAUGUCCAAGCUUCGGAUACUGUGGUUACAGGUAUUUGA
Messenger RNA from Quercus lobata, 708 nucleotides. RefSeq lists its product as uncharacterized. The record is from RefSeq and is a predicted model, not a curated record. The transcript is spliced from 2 exons. NCBI's taxonomy places the organism in Eukaryota, Viridiplantae, Streptophyta, Magnoliopsida, Fagales, Fagaceae. The coding region runs from base 1 to 708 and encodes 235 amino acids. Gene Ontology annotation, molecular function: nucleic acid binding; zinc ion binding.